AUUCACUUCCACCCUGUUUAGGAAGAAGAUCCUCCUCAAUCUCUCAUCUGAUGGCUGUGCAGUUGGAAAGCUAGCUCCUUACCAGCUCUUCCUGAAAAUAAACCUGCCUGUCGAGUGUUCUCCCUAGGCUUUGGGAAGAAACCUUGAUAUUACACCUGUGUUAAUAGGAAGCUGUUGAUUGAGAUUUCUGUUACAAAGUCUUCCUGUCAGGAGUAAGUCACUUCAUAAAACGAAAUUGAGAGCUUGUAAUCAUAGAGUGCUGUUUUUCAAUCUUAAACUUUUAACCAAGAAUGAAACUAUUUAAAAAUUAAGAUGCCAACAGAUCACGAAGAGCCCUGUGGUCCCAGUCACAGGUCAUUUUGCCUGAAUGGAGGGAUGUGUUAUGUGAUACCCACUAUUCCCAGCCCAUUUUGUAGAUGCACUGAAAAUUAUACAGGAGCUCGUUGUGAAGAGGUUUUUCUCCCAAGCUCCAGCAUCCAAACUAAAAGUGACCUGUUUGCAGCUUUUGUGUCAUUGACUAUUCUUCUAGGAACUCUUAUCAUUGGAGCCCUCUACUUCCUUUUCAGGAAGGGCCACCUGCAGAGGGCCAGUUCAGUCCAGUAUGAUAUCAACCUGGUAGAGACAAGCAGUACCAGUGCCCACCACAGUGAGUAA
Molecule: messenger RNA, 654 nt
Organism: Lynx canadensis (Canada lynx)
Lineage: Eukaryota; Metazoa; Chordata; Mammalia; Carnivora; Felidae
Gene: NRG4
Product: neuregulin 4
Exons: 6
Coding region: 313-654 (113 amino acids)
Biological process (GO): nervous system development; animal organ development; intracellular signal transduction
Molecular function (GO): chemorepellent activity
Source: RefSeq, a predicted model, not a curated record